Messenger RNA from Cottoperca gobio, 1950 nucleotides. RefSeq names its product microfibril associated protein 1 (gene mfap1). Bases 146 to 1471 code for a protein of 441 amino acids. Lineage: Eukaryota; Metazoa; Chordata; Actinopteri; Perciformes; Bovichtidae. The record is from RefSeq and is a predicted model, not a curated record. The transcript has 8 exons.
UGUGUCGGAAUAAAUUCCCUUCCUGUCCGCUUGCGCUUCAGUGAAGUUGACUUCCGUUUGACUGAAGCGACGGCGAGCUCGUUUUGUUUUUCAAGUUAAAUACUAUUUUUUACUUUAUUUAGUUGUUACCGUCGACCAGGCAAUCAUGGCUAGUCGUGAAGCCCUCAACAUGAAGCUCCCUCCGAUCCAGUCCACGGCCGGAGCCGUGCCGGUCCGGAAUGAGAAAGGUGAGCUGUCCAUGGAGAAGGUGAAGGUGAAGAGGUACGUGUCAGGUAAACGUCCUGAUUACGCGCCAAUGGAGUCGUCCGAUGAGGAAGACGAGGACUUCCAGUUUGUGAAGAAGGGAAAGGAACUGGAGGCAGAGGUGGAGCUGGAGGAAGAGGAGGUCUCUGACCCACGUCUCAAACGUUUGCUCAACCGUGUCUCUGAGGACGUGGAGGAGAGGCUUGCGAGACACAGACAGAUCGCAGAGCCUGAAGUUGUAGCCGAGAGCAGUGAGGACUCUGAUGAAGGCACGUGGCACCCAGAGCAUGAGGAGAGUAGUGAGGAAGAAGAGGAGGAAGAGGAAGAAGUGGAUGAUGAGGAAAUUGAGAGGAGACGAUCGAUGAUGCGACUGCGAGCAACUGAACGGAAGACUGAGGAUAUGGAGGUCAUGGAGGUGGAGGAGGAAGGGAAGUCGGGGGCGGAGUCAGAGUCAGAGUCCGAAUAUGAAGAAUACACAGACAGCGAGGAUGAAGCAGAGCCACGGCUCAAACCUGUCUUUAUUCGCAAAAAGGACCGAGUCACAGUGGUGGAGCGUGAAGCAGAGGAGCUGAAGCAAAGAGAGCUGGAGGCCGAGGCCAAGAAGCAGGUCGAGGAGCGACGGCGCUACACCCUCAAGAUUGUGGAGGAGGAGGCUAAGAAGGAGUUUGAGGAGAACCGGCGCACGCUGGCUGCUCUGGACGCUUUGGACACCGACGGGGAGAACGAGGAGGAGGAAUACGAAGGCUGGAAAGUCAGAGAGCUGAAACGCAUCAAGAGGGACAGAGAGGCACGGGAAGUCAUGGAGAAGGAGAAGGCUGAAAUCGAGAGAUUCCACAACUUGACAGAGGAGGAGCGCCGGGCUGAGCUCCGUAACAGCGGCAAGCAAGUCACCAACAAAGCCAGCAAAGGCAAAUACAAGUUCCUCCAGAAGUACUACCACAGAGGAGCCUUCUUCAUGGAUGAGGAGGAGAACGUGUACAAGAGAGAUUUCAGCGCGCCUACUCUGGAGGAUCACUUCAACAAAACCAUCUUACCCAAAGUCAUGCAGGUCAAAAACUUUGGUCGCUCUGGACGCACCAAGUACACCCACCUGGUGGACCAGGACACCACGUCCUUCGACUCGGCCUGGGCCCAGGAGAGCGCUCAGAACAGCAAGUUCUUUAAGCAGAAGGCGGCAGGCGUGAGGGACGUGUUUGACCGCCCCACAGUGAAGAAGAGGAAGACUUAAGAUGUGUCAAACAGACUUCACCAGGCCCACAUGCAGCUUUAGAGACUGUUCAGAGACUGAGCUGCGGAGUCUCUUUCCUGGACUUUAUGUUGUGGAAGGAAAGAGGCAAAUAGACUGAUUCCACUGCUUUGAUCAUAAUGAUGUGUUUAUCUACCAUGAAAGUGCACCAUCAUUUCAAAUUAUUGUUGGUUCCACAAACCCUACUGAAGAGGCAGCAGGUUUUCUAUUUGACAAGAUGCAGAAUCCCUUCAAAGCGAGAUCUUGGCUGUAAAAACGGAAUAUAGCUUAAUGUCCUGCUGCAUAUGAGGAUUGCUGCAUUUUCAGGAGACGCAGGUAAAGUCACCUUUUGUCUUUAAGAACAGUGGGUUGUAAUUUUUGUACAAAUCAGCAACAUUUAAUAUGCAGAUUCUUGUACUGAUUUCCUGCAUUGUAACUUGGUUUGUUUGUGUUGAAUAAAACUUGCAUUUCCAUUUUUAAAA